Molecule: messenger RNA, 2156 nt
Organism: Ictalurus punctatus (channel catfish)
Lineage: Eukaryota; Metazoa; Chordata; Actinopteri; Siluriformes; Ictaluridae
Product: zinc finger protein 37
Exons: 2
Coding region: 64-996 (310 amino acids)
Source: RefSeq, a predicted model, not a curated record
GCUUUAAACGAAGAAGAGACUGUUCAGUUGAGAGCUGUGGAUUUUGCCGCAAAAAAAAACAAAAUGGCAAAGUUUGAGUAUUUAAAUACGUUUUUUACUGAGCGUCUGUUAGCUGUCGCGGGAGAAUUAUUUCAAGUAGUUACGGACAUUAUUACCGAGUACCAGGAGGAAACAGACCGAACCAAACAGGAAAACAUGUACCUGAAGAAAAUGCUAACAGCAGAGCGAUUGGCUAACGGACGAGAUGGUUCAACUAAUCAAGCAGUUCCCCAGGAGCUGCCAAACAUCUCCCAUGGACCCCUGGAUUCAAAUUCCUCAGUAAUACAAGUAAAGGUGGAGCUGUCUACCACGAAGCAGGACAACAUGUCACCGGAACCAGUAAAUGAUCCGUCCUCAGUGACUACACCACACCAUUUCUCAGGGAAGACUACAAAUGAGGAAAUAAACGAUGACUAUCUCCAUAAUAACUCGGAAGUCCCUAUAAAAUCUGAGCCAAGGGACUCCCAGAUCGUCAUAUCUGAUGACUCAAACCCUGCCAUGCAAAGUGAGAGUAUAAUUGAAUAUAAUUUGGUAGGUUUAAGAGACGAUCAAGGUCCUGAUCCCUCUUCACAUGAUGCACUGCAAAGCGAGACAGCUGAUAGAAUUGUUUACUGUCAAUAUUGUGGAAAGCCUUUCGGAAACCGUGGCCAGAUGAAAAGGCAUAUGGUUGUGCAUCAGAAAGACAGGCCAAGGCCGUAUCGCUGUGACUUGUGCGGAAAGUGCUACUCCUAUGCACAGGUGCUUGAGGUCCACCGUAGGACUCAUACAGGGGAAAGGCCGUAUCACUGUAAAUUUUGUGGAAGGCGUUUUAAUCAGAAAGGACACUUAAAGGAGCAUGAAAGAAUUCACACUGGUGAAAAGCCUUUUGGCUGCCCAAUUUGUGGAAAACGAUUCAUUCAGUCCAGCCAAGUCAGAAAACAUGUCAAUUACCAUCAUCCUACAGUGCAGCUGUCAUAAAAGCAGUAAGGUAGCAGAAGGAAAUUGUCAAAAUAUUCAUUGGUAGCCCCUGAACAUGCUAAGCGAUAAGGCCUGUGAUUGGAGCAUUCAUUUGUAAGAGAAUAACCAAAACCUUAAGCAGAACGUAUGCUUCACUUUUUACGCGGACGCAAGGAACAGCGUACAGUACGCGUGACGUAAAUUUCGUCAUGUACGCGCGCCGCCCGAUUUUUCUUGGUAUUCACACGUUGCACAUGCGCAUUUUAUUCUUUUGCACUACUUAGUUGUUCCACAAGGUGGCAGCAGUGACCCGGGGCCGUUGAUUCUCAAUUGUUGAAGAAAAAACGGACGACACGGAAACGAGUGCAGGUUAUAAAGUACAUUUACAUUUAUUCAUUUAGCAGACACUUUUAUCCAAAGCGACUUACAAAUGAGAAAAUACAAGCAAAGUACCCGCAUUGGUAUAAUUUUAGCCUUAAAGUGUAUUUGUAUAUGGGUGCUAAUCGUGGUGAGAGAUUGCCCAAGUGUUGUUCCUCGUAGUAUUGUUAUUCUUCUUCGUUGUCAUCCAAAAAGACCUGAUUUACUGCUCUGUACUGACUCUUGCAGGCCAGGAGGGAUAAUGCAAGUUGUCGUACUGCGAAUGCGUCGACCCCCUGCGUACGCGUACAUGUCAAAUGGAGUAUACUUUGAAAGGCUAUGCGUACGCGUAAAAAAACGAAGCAUACCAGAGGAUUUAGAGAGCAUACAAGCUUGCAAAUGUCUUGACUUCUCACAAACCUAGAGGACAUUGUUUUGCUGAACGAACACCAGGGCAUUUAUCUUUCACUGAGUGACAUAGCCUAUUGAGUUAGUAGUGUGUCUACAUAGUGGCAUAGCAAAUCAAGUGGUUAGACAUCUUUUAUUUUAUUAUUAUUUUUAAUUUUUUGUUACUUAGCCAUAAAAAGAUCCCCCACAUAUAUCAUCCUUUCUGCAUUUAGUAUCUUCUCAUGCAAAGAAAUACAAGAAUCCAGAUUAGAAACAACAGCUUAUAACAAAAUGAAAUUUACAUGAAAAUUAUGUCAUUGUUGUUAUUAUACUAAUUGCUUGUCAGAAUUUCUUUGAACAAGUUUACCUCUGUCAUGUCCAUUGUGCCUUUGCUCUUUCUAUAUGAAAUUAAAUUAAAGGUUUUUUGUUUGUUUUGA